AUGGAGGAUAAAAAAUUUAUAAAUAAGUUAGAGUCGCUUUUCCAUCAACAUUCCUAUCAUAAUUCAAACGAUGAUGCAGAUAGAGAUAAAUAUGAUAAAGAUCUUAAGAACUCUUCAAAUAGAUUAAAUUCUGAUGAUGAAGGAUCUGAUAUUGAAUAGUCAUCAGCUUCUAAAUAUAAGGACUUAGAAAAUGGUUUCCCAAGAGAUAAAAGCAAUAGCGAUGUUCUAUAUAAUAAUGAUAAAGAUAGACUUUCAAGUUUUAUAAAUCCUUUAAGAAGAGUAAAAAAGAUGAAAAAUGUGUUCUACGUAAGAAUCAAAUAUAUACGUCAUGGUUACAGAGCACAUAGAUCAUUAAGUGCUUGUAAUUGCACUGCUUCUCUUUUUAUGCUACAUAAUGAAACUUUUAAUGUUUGGACACAUUUAGCAGGAGGAAUUUAUUUUAUGUAUCAAGUCUAUUUAGUAUUGUAAAACGAAGGAGUUUAUUAAGAUUUGAAAGAGAGUUUUAAUAAGGCAGUACUUCUCGCUGGAUUGUUUUCUUGCAUUUUUUCUAUGAUGAGUAGCGCUAUUUACCAUUUAUAUAACUCUAUUAGCAGAAACGUCUAUCUAACCUUAUUGAAAAUUGACUUAAUGGGUAUCGGAAUCAUGAUUUUCGGUUUAGCAAUAUGCUUAAUUUUCACUGGAUUUCAUAAUUAUUCAAAUAUUGGAGGCUCUCUAACUUAUCUAAUGAUAUUCCUAAUGCUUUUUAACUUUGUAAUGCAAUGCACUCCUUGUUAUAUGCAAGACAGCUUUGAAAAAUUUAGGAUAUUAUUUUUUAGUGUACUAGUUACACUUCUACUAGGAGUAGCUCUUUCAUGGGCAGCAAUAUAUUCAACAUAGAUUGAAAUUUAGAUGAUGUUUUGGAGGCUAAUGUAAGCCUUUGGAUAUCUAGGAGCAGGAUUUUUCUUUUACAUUACCAAAUAUCCUGAGAGAUUGACAAGCAACUAUUAUGUUUAAAUGUUUGGACAGGCUCAUAUUUGGUGGCAUAUUCUGGUAUUUUUGAAUGGUUAUACUAAUUAUUGGCUUUUGUUUGAUUCUUUGAAACAUCUUGAAAAUUAUCCUAAUGGUUCAGAAUUACAAAUAAUUGAGUAAGGUCUUUUAUGA
Molecule: messenger RNA, 1140 nt
Organism: Stylonychia lemnae
Lineage: Eukaryota; Ciliophora; Spirotrichea; Sporadotrichida; Oxytrichidae
Source: the annotation of a GenBank genome assembly